This is a messenger RNA of Medioppia subpectinata, 1437 nucleotides long. The record is from the annotation of a GenBank genome assembly. Lineage: Eukaryota; Metazoa; Arthropoda; Arachnida; Sarcoptiformes; Oppiidae.
UUACUGCGGUAUCGGUUUACUUAUUGGGCGCGUAGGGGAGUAAAGGGAAGCAACAGGAUCAAUUUUGAAGGCUUUUUACAAAAUGUAACAAAAUUUUAUGAAGAUAAAUAUCGACGGUUUGGCCGCAUAUACGGCGGUUACGGUAUUACCAGCACGUGGUUAAUGAUCAACGAACCGGAACUGAUCAAAGACAUUACGCUGAAAAAUUUCCACAUAUUCCCGGAUCAUCUGGACUUCAAUCUGGGAACCACUCAACUCUCGAAAGCGUUAUUUUUCUUGAAAGGCGACGACGAGUGGAAAAGAGUUCGCUCUAUAGUCAGCCCUUCCUUCACGUCGGGGAAACUGCGGUCAAUGAUGGCCAGCAUAUCAGACAUUGCCGACCAGUUUGUCACUAAUCUGGACGCGUUUGCCACGAGUAGCGAAACAGUAGAUAUGCGCAAAUACUUGGGUGCCUUCGCGAUGGAUGUGAUCAGUGCCUGCGCUUAUGGUAUAAAUGUUGAGUCCAUUAAUAAUCCCAAUCAUCCCAUUGUAGUCAACGCUAAAAAAAUAUUGUCUGUGGACUCGAGUUUUAGCUACGCCCUGUCCAUUCUGGCCCCACCCAUAGCCCGCAUGUUUAGUGUCGAGCCCUUCAAUAUAACUGCUAUUAAAUAUUUCGCAAAACUCACGGAGAAAAUAGUGGAGGAGAGAAAAAGUGCCGCAAAAACGCUAACAAAUUCUGCAAAAAAGAGAUCAGAUUUCAUACAAUUGAUGAUCGAUAACGAGAGCACUGAUAAAGACAUGGAUUCACACGAUUAUACUAAAGAGGAUCUGAAAAUAUUGGGCGAAAUCGUAAAUAAUAGGACACGUAAUCAGACGCUGAGUUUGGAUGAGAUGACGGCUCAGGGAAUACUGUUUUUCAUCGCCGGUUACGACACGACCAGCGCUUCGCUCUCUCAUGUCGUCUAUUAUUUGUCUCAAAACAAAGACAAACAACAGAUUCUGAGGGAAGAACUCAACGCUUUGGACACAGACUUCACGUAUGAAAACCUAAAUCAAUGCCAGUAUUUAAAUGCAGUCAUCGAUGAGACCCUACGACUGGCCCCACCUUUGAUUAGUAUUCAACGGGAAUGCAAACAGGAUUACAAACUGGGAAAUACUGGCAUAACCAUAGAGGCUGGAACUACUGUAGAACAUCAUCCAUAUAUAAUUCACAGACUACCCGAGCAUUUUCCCGACCCUCAUCAAUUCAAACCCGAACGGUUUCUUAACCCAACACACCAUCCGUACGCAUACCUGCCCUUUGGGUGCGGCCCUCGACUAUGCGUUGGUAUGAGGUUUGCCUUAAAUGAGAUGCGAAUGUGUAUCGCAAAGAUUGUACACCGAUUUGAGUUCACACUCGCGCCAGGAUUUCAGAUGGAGUAUUUUAAUGGUAGCGUUUUAUUGACUCCAAAACAAAAU